UUGGCGCCACAAGUAUAUUGGCUCAGGCAGUUGUGAGGCGCAUCAUCACAGAGGAAGACCGAGUGAAAACCGAAGCGGCAGCAGCAGCAGCAGCAAUGGCGGCCUCCAUGAUCUCGUCGUCAGCUCUGGCGGCACCGGCCAGGGCCCAGGGCCUGCCGUCCCUCGGCCGCCGCGCGUCCUCCUUCGCCGUCGUCUGCGGCACCGGCAAGAAGAUCAAGACCGACAAGCCCUUCGGGAUUGGAGGUGGCCUCACCGUCGACCACGAUGCCUCCGGGAGGAAGGUCAAGGGCAAGGGCGUGUACCAGUUCGUCGACAAGUACGGCGCCAACGUCGACGGAUACAGCCCAAUCUACAAAGAGGAGGACUGGUCUCCCACCGGUGACGUCUACGUCGGUGGAACCACCGGACUUCUGAUCUGGUCCGUCACCCUCAUCGGGCUCCUUGCCGGCGGCGCCCUCCUUGUUUACAACACCAGCGCCCUCGCCAGCUAGCAACAUUAUUCAUGCAUAGUCCAUGAAAGCGCUUGCGGCCGGUCCAUAUAUAAGAUUUAUCAUCAGCCCGGGUGUCUGUGUGUAAUCUAGCCUGCAGCUUCGAUGCCCAAUAUAAUGCUUGGUUCAUGCAACAAUGCUACUACGGCUCUCCAUACUUUUGGAACAAUUAAUUAUUAUAUUACUUCAUGCUAUAUAUUUAGAUUAAUAACUGGUAACUUUAUUUC
Molecule: messenger RNA, 715 nt
Organism: Panicum virgatum (switchgrass)
Lineage: Eukaryota; Viridiplantae; Streptophyta; Magnoliopsida; Poales; Poaceae
Product: photosystem II 10 kDa polypeptide, chloroplastic-like
Exons: 4
Coding region: 96-491 (131 amino acids)
Biological process (GO): photosynthesis
Cellular component (GO): thylakoid membrane; photosystem II oxygen evolving complex; photosystem II
Source: RefSeq, a predicted model, not a curated record